This is a messenger RNA of Cladocopium goreaui, 637 nucleotides long. NCBI's taxonomy places the organism in Eukaryota, Dinophyceae, Suessiales, Symbiodiniaceae. The record is from the annotation of a GenBank genome assembly.
AUGCAGAUCUUCUAUGAGUUGCCCCUGCCGCAGACUCGCCACAGCAUGGUGAGCCUCACCGCAGGCCUGAGGGAGGUGAAUCUUUUAGAUCCCGAUGGCUUGACGCGGGACUUCUCCUUUCGACCACUGGUCGCCUUCCUCUCCGUCACCAGGUUGUCGCAGCUCUUUGUGCUCACAUUGCAAGAGAGGAAGGUUGUCUUGAGCUCGCAGCAGCUAUGCCCAGCGCUACUGGUGGUGAUCUUGGAAGCCCUGAGGGCCUUGCUGUUCCCGUUGGAAUGGGAGCACACCUACCUGCCCAUUUUGCCCAACUCCUUCCGCUGGGCUUUGGAAAGUCCGGCCCCCUUUCUGAUGGGCGUCUCGGGGUCGCCCAUUGCUUCAGCGGAGUUGCCGGAGGAUGUGGUGGUUUUCGACUUAGACACUGGCAAAACCCUGCCUGAAAAGAUGCAGGUCACAGUGCCACAGAUCAUCGAACAGCCCUUGGCCCGCCUGCGGAAUGCGCAUCAGUGGGAGCAACGGCCGGCCAACAAGGGCUACUGGGCGAAGUACGACCACAUUCGCCUGGGACGUCCAGAGGUCUCUGGGGACGCUGAGACGCCUUCUCCAGAGUCGCCGCGCGGACGGACCCUGCGGCACAGGC